GAAGUCUAAAGGUUCUAAAUCAAAAGCAAAAGUAGAAGAGAGCGGAGACGACCAAACAGAAAAUCAUAUGGAAGGUCAAACAGAAGGUGAAACAGCAAAUCCGGAUCAAGUAUUAGUGGUGCCAUACAGGGUGCGUUUCUCCGAUACGAUAUGGAAAGACGCGAUGAUCCCUAACGAUGGAGUGCCAUUCUUCAGCGUGUCCAGGUUCAUGUGUUCGUGCGUCUACGGCAAGGAUAGACAUUCCAGAGAGAAGCAAAGGAAUCGAAGAGUGAUGAGAGAGCAAAAGAGGUUUCUAGAGGAAGGAACCCCACUGCCGAAGAGGAGGAACAGAGUUGGUACGAGAAAGGUUUGCUGCCCUGCCAUGCUCGCAAUGAAGAAAGUUGUGCGCCUCCCGGACUUCAAGGCGGAUGCACUCACACCGAAAAAGUGCCGAGAAGUCAGGGAGCUUGUCAGAACCAAGCUGCUAGAGGGGGAGGACGUGAGGAAAGAGAUCCGUGUUUAUAUCAAGCUUCCAAAGGAUGACGAACAUGCAAAGCAUGAGCUAGUCGAGGAACCGAAGAAGAAACGGAAGAAGAUGUUCAGGUACAACCAGAACUGCCCCAAGGCCACUCUGGAGGACAUUGAAAAGGCUUACAAGGUUGUUCAGGAGAGCAAGCUCUGCGUCCGAACUCCCAUGAUGCAUCACGCUCAAGACUGUCUGGGGCUGGACGUCGGGUGCGAUCUGAGUCUCAAGCUUGAGAACAUGCAGAAAACAGGUUCAUUCAAGGUGAGAGGACUAGCCAAUCAGCUGGCUCACAUUCCUCAGUACAUGGCCAAAAGACAACUGGAACUAGUAACCAUGUCAGCAGGGAAUUAUGGGAAGGCGUUCUCGUUUGCCCUUCAGGAGCUUGGUUAUAAAGCAAGGGUGCUCAUGCCUGAUACAGCCCCGCAGAACAGGGAGGAUACUAUGAAGGUAGGUGCAUGGAGUAACAGAUUUACAAAGAUCCUAAGUCAAAUUUAA
Molecule: messenger RNA, 1000 nt
Organism: Strongylocentrotus purpuratus (purple sea urchin)
Lineage: Eukaryota; Metazoa; Echinodermata; Echinoidea; Camarodonta; Strongylocentrotidae
Exons: 6
Coding region: 68-1000 (310 amino acids)
Biological process (GO): L-serine catabolic process; L-threonine catabolic process
Molecular function (GO): L-serine ammonia-lyase activity; DNA-binding transcription factor activity; threonine deaminase activity
Source: RefSeq, a predicted model, not a curated record